AUGGAGUCCACCCCUGCACGGGUUGAACCCUCAGCUGAAGGAGGGCAAAAUAUCACCAACACACAACCACCAGAACCUGAAAGAAAAAGUCUCGGUAUAAGAUUCUGGCUCGCAUUCUGGGCAAUCGCUUUCACAAACCUCGCCGCCUCUUUCGAUUCAACGACACUAUCUGUUGCCCUCCCGAUCAUCGCCACCGAUUUGGGCGGGUCAACGACCGAAGCCUUCUGGGCCGGAACGUCCUACCUACUCGCCUGUACCAUCUUGAUGCUAAUAUGGGUAACGCUCAGCGACGCAUUCGGUCGGCGACCAAUCAUGCUCAUCGCGCUGCUCGUGUUCACCGUUGGAGCUAUCGUCUGCGCCGUGUCACAUAAUUGGCCGGCCAUGCUUGCUGGUCGGACAAUCCAAGGCCUCGGUGGUGGAGGUCUCAUUGCCUUGACGACUGUUUUGAUCACCGAUUUGGUGCCACUACGCGAUCGAGCUCGCUUCUAUGCGCUUGUCAGUGUGAUCUGGGCGUUGGGGAGUGCCACGGGACCAAUAAUUGGAGGUGCGCUGGCGCAAUCAGGGUCGUGGCGCUGGAUCUUUUGGAUUAACCUGCCAAUCGUCGCUGUUGGGGUUGUUGGGAUUGGGUUUUUCUUACGGCUGAGCCGUCGAUCUCGUUCGUUCUCGGAAAAGCUACGCUUGUUUGACUAUACAGGGUCAUUCUUGUUUAUUGCUUCAAUCACUGCCUUUUUGAUUCCUGUCACUUGGGGCGGUGUUCAAUAUGCCUGGUCCAGCUGGCAUACUAUUGUGCCACUGAUCCUCGGCGCUGCCGGGCUCCUUGCCUUCGUUCUCUACGAGUUCUGGAUUGCACGAUCAGCCGCGGUUACCAAGAGGCCUCUUCUUAUCCCGCCUGAAGUCCUGCCCAACUGGACGGUGGGUAUUCUUUACGCGGGCAGCACAUUCCACGGCCUCAUCCUCUACAGUUUGGUCUACUAUAUGCCCGAAUACUUCCAGUCGGUCAAGGGCUACAGCCCUGUAAUUGCUGGUGUGGCUGCGCUCCCACAGACAGUGACCGUCGUGCCCUGUGCUAUAAUGGUAGGAGUAGUAGUCGGCUUCACAGGGCGGUACCGCUGGGCCGUCUGGGUAGGCUGGCUCCUGACCUGCUUCGGUGUGGGCCUGCUCAUUUUGCUCGAGUCCAACACCACUGUUGUGCAGUGGAUUUUCCUGGAGGCUGUCUCCGGUCUAGGAAUUGGGCUGCUCUUUCCAUCCAUCGCUCUCGCGAUUCAAUCCUCUGUGCCGCAGCGCCAAGUCAGCAUGGCGGCGACAUUGGUCUUAUUCUUCAGAUCCAUGGGACAAGCGAUUGGCGUUGCUAUCGGAGGGGUGAUUCUCGACAACCAGCUCCAAAAGCAUAUGUCUGAUACGGUGGCGAAGGGAGCUGCCAAUGAAUCGCAGGCACAAUCGUUGAAUGCCGUUACACUGGUAGAAAUAUUGAAAAAGCUACCGGCCGACUCUUCCGAGGCGAGCAUGAUCCGGCAGGCUCUGGUAGAAUCAUUCCAGGUGAUCUGGAUGGUAAUGUGUGGCUUUGCAGGCCUCAAUCUGAUCCUGAACAUUUUCAUCAAAGAGUUUGACAUGAACCAGAAUCAUGAAACGGAGCAAGGCUUUAUGCACGAGGUACCAGAAAAUAACCCUAGUAUAAAAGCAGAUCGCAAUUGA
This is a messenger RNA of Penicillium egyptiacum, 1692 nucleotides long. The record is from the annotation of a GenBank genome assembly. NCBI's taxonomy places the organism in Eukaryota, Fungi, Ascomycota, Eurotiomycetes, Eurotiales, Aspergillaceae.